AAGUGUCCAAUGUGUCAUGGCGCACUUUCGGAAAAGAAAAAGCACUGAAAUGAUUCAAAAAGACUUUGAACUGGACCGAAAGUUGGUGUUGGCAUCGAAGGAGGGUGAUUUUGAAGAAGUCAAAAGAUUAGCCGAACUCGGUGCAUCUCCUGAUUCAACCGAAUACAACAAGAAUUUGUUCUAUGCAUCUCAAAAUUAUACGACCCCUUUACAAAAUGCUGCGGCAAAUGGGUAUCAUGAGAUUGUUCAGUAUCUCAUUGAAAAGGGAGCUGACAUCAAUGCCAAAGACCGUUUUGAUGUGACAGCAUUACACAUGGCAGCAGAAAUGGGCCACAGGGAAUGUCUCCAAAAACUUCUCGAUGCUGAGGCCUUAUGCAAUGUUGGAACCAAGUACUCUAAGCAGGGAUCUUACACAGCUUUUCCUCAUGCAGGGGGGACAACUCCAUUACAUCUGGCAGCUGCCAAUAAUCACAUUGACUGUGUCACGAAGCUGAUCUGGGACGGAGCAGACUACAAUGCAGUGGACGAGUUUGGCCGCACAAGUCUGUACAUAGCAGCCCAGAAGACAUUUGAGGAUUGUGUUCAUGCUCACCUCAAUAAUGCCAUAUGGAAAGACAUUUUGUCCCUUCCGUCAAAACAGACAGGCGACACUCCUCUACACGAGUGUGUGAAGAAUGGCAUGCUGUCCUGUGUGGAGUCAUUGUUGAAACGAGGCUCUGACGUGAACCAUAAGAAUAUGGCGGGUUUCAGUCCUCUUCACUUAGUUGUCCAAGCCAACAAAACCUUCUCUAUGGACAUGCUGAGACAGCUAGUUAUGAAUGGGUACAACACUGAUGUCAAUAUUCCAGAAUCUCUCGGCUACAGCCCACUCCACUAUGUGUGUUUCCACGAGACCUCCAUGCAGGAAAGGCGACCCGAGGCUGCUGCACUACUGAUUGCCUAUGGAGCGUCAUAUAAAAUCUUAAAUCGACAAGGUGAUAACGUGCUUCAAUACGAACUCCGCAACAAAAACACAGACCGAACAAUUCUGCAUGCCAUUGUAAAAAGUGAGGCCUACCUUCCAACAUUAGAAUCUCUUGGUGCAGUGUCAGCACAUAUAUUACCUCCUGAUGCUCGGGAUCCCCGUCAUCAAGGAAUCAUGAAUUUGAAUCGGUCAGAUGAACAGUAUGCCAAGUUGUCCUGGUACCGUGACCUGUGUAAGGAUCCACGCCCCCUCCAGCACUACUGCAGGUGUGUGAUCCGCAACACAGUAGGGGUGAGGCGCCUCAGUAAAAUUGAUACUCUGCCACUCCCAACAACCCUGAAGGAGUAUCUGCAUUUGACUUUAGAAGAGUUCAGGUCGUGAAGUUGCUUCAAGGUGUUUGUUUUCAUUGUUUGUUGAUUAUGACCACAUUUAUAUGUUGGGCAUGAAUGUGUUACGAUACAGAAUCUCAGCUGCUCAUUGAGAUUUUGUACUAACGAGGCAUAAAGUUUGACCAAUGCUAUCUUGUUCAGUUACGAUAUAUUUAAUGGCUAAUAUAUAGGUAUUGAAGGUAAAGUGAGAACUCAUCUGUCUUGUUACACCAUUCUUAUUUGUCAUUCAUAUCUUGCAUCUAACAUUUCCAAAACUAAUCGUCACACAGUUUACUUGACUUGUCCAUUCAUCAAGAAGAUUAGUGUCAACUUAUUGUUCAUUUCUCAUCAAAAAAAGUAUUUUUUCUGCGAUGUUCAUGAUUGACACCAGAAAUUUAAACUGAAUCAUGUACAGGGACCAUACCAUUUGACACAUUUUGUCAUCAAAUGUCUCUCCUUUGUCAGGAAAACCCAAGCAUUAAAAUAUGUGUCAACUUCUAGUCAUUUAAAGCAGUGCUUUUUGUAGAUUUUUUUCUCUCACAAUUUUGAAGAAUCAUUCCCAUUACUAAGAUAUUAAGUAGGUUCUCAAAAAGGUGGCUAGUCCCAGAGGGACAGCAUGAGUCGAGGACUCAAAUAUCUGAGACCCAAAAAUCAGUGUUAAAAUUAUAAGUUAACGUUAGUGCAGGCAAAUUCGCCAUGCACUUAAUUUCGCCACCCUGUGACGAAAAUGACAUGAUGUCAUAAUACAUAAGAUGUGACGUAAAUAACGUCACCAUAGUCUUUAACUUAUAACACAGUUAAAGCCUUCAAACAUUUUGACAAGAGGUAUAAGAAGGGAAAAGUUAUUUAAUUAAUCAAAACAGUUAUGAAAUGUCUUGUAGCGCACCAAAUCUUAAAAAAUUGGUUUCUGCGACGGACAUCUCGUCAACUAAACUCAUUAAUCUGAGGCCUGUUGGUUGUGAUUUAGUGUAAAUGCAUAACAUACAAAUUUAAAAUACCCAUAUCUCAAUGUAAGUAAAUUGUUUUUCUACAAGUCAGUGUACUUUGGUACAUAUCAUGUACAUAAUUACUGACGACCCAAUGCUUGUUUAUGAAAAUGAUGCGCGGAAAGAUUUGAUCAUUCAUUUUCCAUUUUCAUGCAAUAUGUAUUUAGAAAACAAUCAACCAGUAUAUUUGAGAGAGAAAAAAAUUGCGUCUAAUGUAUUCAGCCAUCUUACAACACUUUAAUUAAAAUACCAUCUAGAAAUUUGCUAGAUUUAUAUUUGAAAAGAAUUUGUUGUCGGCCUGAAAGUACAAGUACGUACUGUUGUACAAUCGCUGAUGAUAACGACAGACAGUUACCAAAGGCUGAAUUUUACAUAGAAAAGAAAGUACAUAUUUACAACACAUGGGGGGCAAUCUGUUGAAUAAGUUUUCAAGUCCAAAAAAAUCGUUUUUAUCUGUCAGAUGUUUUCCGUUGAUGUGCAAGUUGAUUGAAGAUAUAGAUUCUACAUGUGACAUCCAAAAGUCGGGGGCGACUGUGAAAGCCCUGGAGCCUCUCAUCCGGACUCAACUGAAAAAAAUAAUUGGGCACCGAUUGGGAAGUUUAGAUUUGUUCAGGAUUGAGUCUUGAUUGCAAUGCAUGUAAAUUGACCUCAUAUCAGCAGAUCCCAGCCAUCUUACUCAAACAGCAUUAACCAGUUUCUUCAAGUUAUCAAAAAUUAACUAUCACGACUAAGAAAAGCCAUUUAUUUCAAUGUUAAUCAUUGUUACACACACACAUUUGGAGCUGUUCGUAUCAGUACAGCUUGUGUAACAUAAACAUACAACAUUUUACAUUUGAACACUUACAUUACUUGCAAAUUAGUGAAAUGUUUGAAGGUGGCGAAAACUUUCUGCAUAUUUGAGCAAAACAGCGGAAUGCCUGAUGACAUCACAAAUGUUGCUGCGUGACGUCAUUCAGGCGUUUUUACAACAAUGUUUAUUUACAGGAAUUUCAGUCAAAUCUUCUGUACUGGUGCAUGUUGCCAUUUCGAUACAUGCAUAUUUGUUCGAAUUAUUAACUGAAACCCUUACUAAUGUGACGAAUUUGCCUUCACUAACGUUAACUAUUAUACUGUCAAAAGUGAGAGGAAAUAAGGAAAAAACAAAUCAUGAAAUAAACUAGAAGUCAGUUAAAUUUGUUUCUGUCACAAAAAUCAUGCCAUCUCGUUGUAAUCAUACUAGAAUAUGUGUAGUACAAAAUCUAGGUUGAGAUUUUUUUUUUCAGUUUGCUUUGUAAUCAUGUUAAGUUUUAAACAGAAAAGUAAUCAAGUUGAAUUUUACACUUACAGUACAGUUCAUACUUAACGGUUCUUCCACUUGAAUUUGUGAUACAUAUUUGUACAUACUGUAUUAUUACAGAAUAUUUCUGUGGGCAGAUAUUUUUGUUAUCCAAAGACUAAUAUGAUUGUGUGUGUAGAAUUACACAGAAAUGAAACAUAAACAGUGAUGUUUUUGUGUCACCUGAGCUUUAGCUCAAGUGACCUACUGCUAUCCCUCUUCGUCCGUCGUGCAUUAAUAUUUUACAUUUUCAACUUAAGCUGAAAUACUGUCUAAGGGAUUUCGUUGAUACUUCUUGGGAAUGUUACUGACAACUCCCUGACCAAGUGUUGUUAUUUUUCGGGUCAAUCAGAAAUCCAAUAUGGACGUCACGGCCCCCAUUUUUAAAAACAAUUUCAAACUUACAGUCAAGUACUACUGGGCCAAUUUAACUGAAACUUGGUAGGAAUGGUCGACUCAUGGUCCUGACAAAGUUUAUUUUCUUCAGGUCGAUCAAAAAUCCAAUACGGCCGCCACGACUGCCAUUUUGGAAUAAAACUAUUUAAAACUUAAAAUAGGCCGAUUUAACUGAAACUGGGUCUAGGAAUGGUCAACUCAUGGUCCUGA
Messenger RNA from Mizuhopecten yessoensis (Yesso scallop), 4239 nucleotides. Its product is annotated as ankyrin repeat, PH and SEC7 domain containing protein secG-like. Gene Ontology annotation, biological process: intracellular signal transduction. NCBI's taxonomy places the organism in Eukaryota, Metazoa, Mollusca, Bivalvia, Pectinida, Pectinidae. Bases 17 to 1345 code for a protein of 442 amino acids. The transcript is spliced from 5 exons. The record is from RefSeq and is a predicted model, not a curated record. Gene Ontology annotation, molecular function: protein binding.